GCCACGAAAAAUUAAACCUACCACUUCAUUUGAGGCCAAUUCCAUAUAUCUCAGAUCUGAUACAUACAUACAUACAUAUAAAUGUAUAUGUAUAUGUAUAUAUGUAUGUUAUGAGUCAUGAUAGUUUGAUGGUUAAUUAGUUUAUGGCAGUAGUAAUACCGGAAGCAGCAAUCAUGAGCAACGAUAAUAAUAAUACCAAUAUUAACGUAGUGGACGACGACAGCAACCAGGACAUCAGCAUCAGCAGCAUCGGCGAAGAUGAGCACGAGCACGACGUGGUGAUGCCUGGUUUUCGAUUCCACCCCACCGAGGAAGAACUCGUGGAGUUCUACCUUCGACGUAAGGUCGAGGGCAAGCGUUUCAAUGUCGAGCUCAUCACUUUCCUUGAUCUUUAUAGCUAUGACCCCUGGGAGCUUCCUGCCUUGGCUGCAAUUGGGGAGAAAGAAUGGUUCUUCUACGUGCCGAGAGACCGGAAGUACAGAAACGGGGAUCGACCGAAUCGUGUUACGACGUCCGGUUACUGGAAGGCAACCGGAGCAGACCGUAUGAUUCGAGGCGAGAACUCUCGAUCCAUUGGUCUCAAAAAAACCCUAGUCUUCUACUCCGGUAAAGCUCCCAAGGGAAUCCGAUCCAGUUGGAUUAUGAACGAGUAUCGACUGCCUCACCACGAAACCGAACGCUACAGAAAGGCGGAAAUAUCUCUUUGCCGGGUGUACAAGAGACCCGGCGUGGAGGAUCACCCGUCGCUACCCCGUUGUCUUCCGACGCGGCGGCCGUCGGAUUCUUCCAGGGGACAAAUAUCGAUGGAGAGGAGAUAUCCCCAAGAGGCAGCAGCAGCUCAACAAACCAUGGAAAAAAUAAGUGAAACCGAAGGAAGCAAUAGCACAAGUGCCUCUGAUGUUACAACAACUAUCGGACUCUCGAAGCGGAACGUAUACCGUCCGAUGGCUCCUCCUCCGAUCAGCACAACACUCGGAUUACCAUCUGGAAUGGAAGGUGAAGGAAUGUUGUCAAACCACCAAACCAGGCAAGGCUGCUGCUCUUUACUCCCCAAUCCCACCACUCACUUUCCACUAGGCCCUUCUUCCGUCCCGCCGAACAUCCUCGUCGAUGAUCUCCACCUGCAAGUAAGCUUCCGACAACCUACAUUGAACCAGCAGCAAUACUACAAUCCAAAUCAUGUCCAUCUCCAUAAUCAUCAACAACAACAGCAACCGGAGUUUUCGACUCUGACAGCACAAUCACAGGCACAACAGCUUUCUCUGAACGUCCUACAAGCGACACAACCGAGCCCGAUGACCUUGUUGGACAGGCUUUGGGAGUGGAAUCCGAUCCCGGAAGGUAACAACCCUUUUAAGUAGGCGCCGCUGCUACAUAUAUAUAGAUAUAAACUAUAUGUAUUACUACUAAUCUGUAGAGGUGGUCUUAUUCCUUUAGAGUGAUUAUUUGUUGCUGCUGUUUAGGUAGAUAUGUUGUAGGGUGAGGCUG
Hibiscus syriacus is the source of this 1488-nucleotide messenger RNA. Its product is annotated as NAC domain-containing protein 35-like. The record is from RefSeq and is a predicted model, not a curated record. Gene Ontology annotation, biological process: regulation of DNA-templated transcription. Gene Ontology annotation, molecular function: DNA binding. The transcript is spliced from 3 exons. The coding region runs from base 144 to 1361 and encodes 405 amino acids. NCBI's taxonomy places the organism in Eukaryota, Viridiplantae, Streptophyta, Magnoliopsida, Malvales, Malvaceae.